This is a messenger RNA of Camarhynchus parvulus, 1227 nucleotides long. RefSeq names its product catechol-O-methyltransferase domain containing 1 (gene COMTD1). Gene Ontology annotation, molecular function: O-methyltransferase activity; S-adenosylmethionine-dependent methyltransferase activity. Lineage: Eukaryota; Metazoa; Chordata; Aves; Passeriformes; Thraupidae. The coding region runs from base 209 to 982 and encodes 257 amino acids. The record is from RefSeq and is a predicted model, not a curated record. The transcript has 7 exons.
AGGCGCACACCUCCCGCGGGUGACCCACCCUCCCGCCACCCCAGCCAGCCCAGGAUCCGGCACGCGGGGAAGCGGCACGCUAAGAGCCACCGGGACGAGCCGAACCCGCCGGGCCGGCACCACGGGCAGCGCGGCCCCGCCCGCCCGGGCAGGCGGAGCGCCCCGCACGUAACCCGGCGGCGCCGCUCCCCUCGCUGCCGGCUCCAAGAUGCCGCUUCUCAGCGUGCCCAAAGAAGUGGCCGUGGGGACGGCGGUGCUGGGGGUCGCCUUUGCCGCGGGUGUGCUUGCAGGUAAAAGAUACCCUUCUUUCAUCUUUGGGACGCCGAGUGGUAUGAUCAGGAAAAAUAGUCCUCUCCGGCAAUACAUACUGGAUCACUCCUUGCGGGAACAUCCAAUUCUAAAGAAGCUGCGUCUGCUCACUGCUGAUCAUCCCCAUGGCAGAAUGAUGGUGUCCUGUGAGGAGGCUCAGCUUAUGGCAAAUUUGGCCAAACUCAUUAAAGCCAAGAAAGUUAUUGAAAUAGGUGUCUUCACAGGUUAUAAUGCCUUGAGUAUGGCACUUGUCCUGCCAGAUGAUGGCCGAGUUAUUGCCUGUGAUAUAAAUGAGGACUAUGCCAAAAUUGGAAGGCCACUGUGGAAGGAGGCAGGAGUAGAGCAUAAAAUUGACCUGCGGAUUAAGCCAGCAAUUCAAACACUUGAUGAACUGUUGGCCAAUGGAGAAGCGGAAACCUUUGACUUCGCUUUCAUUGAUGCCGAUAAAGAAAGCUACAAUGAGUACUAUGAAAAAUGCUUUCACCUCAUAAAGAAAGGGGGAAUAAUAGCUAUUGAUAAUGUCUUUUGGAAUGGAAAGGUGCUAAAACCAAGGAAGGAUGACUUGGCAGCACAGAGUAUCCACCGCCUCAAUGAGAAGCUUCUCAGGGAUGCGCGUGUCAAUAUCAGCAUGCUCCCAGUGGGAGAUGGAGUCACAUUAGCAUUCAAGUUGUAACACGAGGAAGCCCAGCAGAUGAGAAAUAUCAAUCAAAUCAUCAGGAAAAAUGGAGGUGGAACAGUAAAAAAAUUCAAUUUAACCUAUAUCUCCACUGGAUAGCAUAGCCUGGGAAAGUAGACUUUAGGAGCAGCUGGAUCCUGAGGGCAACUAAGUAGAGAACAGAGAUUUAUUAUAAGAUCUACUAUGGUUUCUUACUUUAAUUGUAAUAAAGGAAAUAAACUUAUGUGAAAUUGUCCUUGUAA